UGGGUGAUAAGCGAGGACAGCUGAAUAAUUGGGAGCUCGAAGUUGCUUCUGCCUCCGUGAGAGGUCUGCGUGGCUGUCGCUUUUUCCUUUUUUUAAAAGGAAUCCAAACAUUUGAUCACCGUCACCUGCAAAAGUGAGUUUUAACUGAGGAAACUCCAGCUGCUUUCUCCUUACUGCCAGCAGCCCGGCAAGGCUCCCUCAGAGUGAGCUACUUCUCAGGCCAGGCACGACAGCAGUGCUGGCCAAUCUGAAAAAGCAGGAAACAGCCCCUGCAUGCAGAGAGCUUCCAGCCUAGUCUUCCAGGCCGCUGUGUGGCCAGAGAGCCUUGGUAUUGUGGUCACAUUCCUCAAAAGUGAACAGUCACCAUCGGCGGCGUUUGGAGGAAGCUGUGAUGUUGCAGAUGCUGUGGCAUUUUCUGGCUAGCUUUUUCCCUAGGGCCGGGUGCCAAGACUCCAGAGAGGGGAACGAUCAUGAAGUCAGAGGCACCCCAGCCCCUGCUCGGGGAGACCAGGUAUCAAGCUUUCUCGUGAAACAGGAUGGAAGGGCUGAGGCCACGGAAAAGAGACCCACCAUUUUGCUGGUGGUUGGACCUGCAGAGCAGUUUUCUAAGAAAAUUGUACAAGCUGGAGAUAAGGACCUCGACGGGCAGCUAGACUUUGAAGAAUUUGUCCAUUAUCUCCAAGAUCAUGAGAAGAAACUGAGGCUGGUGUUUAAGAGUUUGGACAAAAAGAACGAUGGACGCAUCGAUGCUCAGGAGAUCAUGCAGUCGCUACGGGACCUGGGCGUCAAAAUAUCUGAACAGCAGGCCGAGAAAAUCCUCAAGAGCAUGGACAAAAAUGGCACGAUGACCAUCGACUGGAACGAGUGGAGAGACUACCACCUCCUGCAUCCCGUGGAAAACAUCCCCGAGAUCAUCCUGUACUGGAAGCAUUCCACGAUCUUUGAUGUGGGCGAGAACCUGACGGUGCCAGAUGAGUUCACAGUGGAGGAGCGGCAGACGGGGAUGUGGUGGAGACACCUGGUGGCAGGAGGCGGGGCGGGGGCCGUAUCCAGGACCUGCACGGCCCCCCUGGACAGACUCAAGGUGCUCAUGCAGGUCCAUGCCUCCCGCAGCAACAACAUGUGCAUCGUUGGCGGAUUCACGCAGAUGAUUCGAGAGGGAGGGGCCAAAUCACUCUGGCGGGGUAACGGCAUCAACGUCCUCAAAAUCGCCCCAGAGUCGGCCAUCAAAUUCAUGGCCUAUGAACAAAUCAAGCGUCUGGUUGGUAGUGACCAGGAGACUCUGAGGAUUCAUGAGAGGCUUGUGGCUGGGUCCUUGGCAGGGGCCAUUGCCCAGAGCAGCAUCUACCCGAUGGAGGUCCUGAAGACCCGGAUGGCCCUGCGGAAGACAGGCCAGUACUCAGGCAUGCUGGACUGUGCCAGGAGGAUCCUGGCCAGAGAGGGGGUAGCCGCCUUCUACAAAGGCUAUGUCCCCAACAUGCUGGGGAUCAUCCCCUACGCUGGCAUCGACCUCGCCGUCUACGAGACGCUCAAGAACGCCUGGCUGCAGCGCUAUGCGGUGAACAGCGCUGACCCCGGCGUGUUUGUGCUCCUGGCCUGUGGCACCAUAUCCAGCACCUGUGGCCAGCUGGCCAGCUACCCGCUGGCCCUGGUUAGGACCCGGAUGCAGGCACAAGCCUCCAUCGAGGGUGCUCCACAGGUGACCAUGAGCAGCCUCUUCAGACAGAUCCUGCGGACUGAGGGGGCCUUCGGGCUGUACCGGGGGCUGGCCCCCAACUUCAUGAAGGUCAUCCCAGCCGUGAGCAUCAGCUACGUGGUGUACGAGAACCUGAAGAUCACCCUGGGUGUACAGUCACGGUGACGGGAACGCAGCCACACCGGCAGACCCCCUGAUCCCGGCUGUGGCCCCGGGAUGUACAGCCACCUCAUUCUGUGAAUGCGCCAACACUAAGCUGACUUGCGCCAAGCUGUGAAAACCCUGGGCCGAACCCACAGGGAGGGGUAGGGAGAGCUGGCAGGCCCAUGGGCUUGUCCUGCUGACCCUGGUGGACCCUUCCGUUGGUUCCAGAGAAGACCCAUGGGCAUUCCUCAGGGUCCAGGGGUCAGCAGGACCCAGGCUCGCACACCUGAGGACAGGACAUCUCCUGCAGCGCCUGCCAAAGAGUGAGCUUGGAGGCCAACUUAGUUUUUCCAUCUUGUCCUUGCAGCCAGACGUUGGCUGCAGGCCCCCCGCUCCCCGGCCUGCCGGGUGCUGCCCUGCGCCCCUCUGCUUCCUUCCUCUCUGCCGACGUGGUGCGGUAGGAGGAGGGCUGCCAGCCCGCGCCCUCCCUGGCCCUCUCCCCUCAGUCCAUGGUGAGAGGUGAGGCCAGUCUGACACCCAACCUACAGGGUUGACACUGACUCAGCUGGGCCGUGAAAGGAAAGGGUCUGGCUUCUGAGCCCCCUCACCUGAGCUGGCUACCGAGCUCGCCCGCAGCUGAGCGCUGGGAGCACGUGUGCACUCAGUGGGCUUCACGGGAGGCCUCUGCUCCCUGCUUGGGGCCUCCUGGACUCUGUCAGGACUGUCCUCACGCGGUGGCAUGAGGGCAGUGGAGAUCAUGUUCUAGAGUGCAGGGCAGAGUGUCUGCAUGCCCUGGUGAGAGAGAAAGGUGUUGAAGGCCUUAAUUACGUAUUGUUGGGAAAAGGGUUUUGUGCAAACAGACAAGCUGGACAAAUCCGCAAGUUCUGUGCUUCCGGAGGGAAGAGCAGGUCGUUUGGCCGACUGCAUUAAAGUCCUCUUCUGAUGCCCCUGGGGACUUGUGUCCAACCUCCCUUGGGGCAAAGUGGGACCAGCCUCACAUUCCACUUAUGUGACAUGUCACACUGCUUGGAGCCUAUUUAUUUUGUAUUUAUUUGAACAGAGUUAUGUCUUAACUAUUUUUAUAGAUUUGUUUAAUAGCUUGUCAUUUUCAAGUUCAUUUUUUAUUCGUAUUUAUGUUCAUGGUUGAUUGUACUUUCCCACACCACCGGGUGGGGAAGGAGGGGUCUCGGGAGGGACCCUUCCUGCUGCCCACAUUCAAUGUCAUGUCCAAAGAAAUUCCUGGAGACAGAAGGAGAGGCAGGUCCUUUGGCCUGGGCAGGGCAGUGCUUCCCCCCAGGGAGCCUCAGGAACCUGGGGUGAUGGGGGGGGAGAGUGGGAGAAACCUCAGCCUUGCAGGCAGAAGUCCCGUUUCCUGGACUGGAAGGAUGCCUUUAUUUCAGCCUCUUUGAAUGACAAGGCAGUGAGGUGCCUCUCGCUGUGAGUGUGUGGGGGGCUGGAGGAGGUGGGAGCCAGCUCCACCCCAGCCCUCGCUCAGUAAUGCUGGUCGGCGUCACAGCUGCACUUCUUGCCACCAGCAUGGCCUGACGGGAACUGCGACAGGAUGCACAGACCAAUGCAAAACUGUUAUAUAUAUUAUAUAUAGUUAUAA
Molecule: messenger RNA, 3449 nt
Organism: Lemur catta (Ring-tailed lemur)
Lineage: Eukaryota; Metazoa; Chordata; Mammalia; Primates; Lemuridae
Gene: SLC25A25
Product: solute carrier family 25 member 25
Exons: 10
Coding region: 392-1861 (489 amino acids)
Biological process (GO): transmembrane transport
Cellular component (GO): mitochondrial inner membrane
Molecular function (GO): calcium ion binding; ATP transmembrane transporter activity
Source: RefSeq, a predicted model, not a curated record